Diaporthe amygdali is the source of this 1971-nucleotide messenger RNA. RefSeq names its product nucleolar protein 7. Gene Ontology annotation, biological process: ribosome biogenesis; maturation of LSU-rRNA from tricistronic rRNA transcript (SSU-rRNA, 5.8S rRNA, LSU-rRNA). NCBI's taxonomy places the organism in Eukaryota, Fungi, Ascomycota, Sordariomycetes, Diaporthales, Diaporthaceae. Gene Ontology annotation, cellular component: nucleolus; PeBoW complex. Gene Ontology annotation, molecular function: RNA binding. The record is from RefSeq and is a predicted model, not a curated record. The coding region runs from base 1 to 1971 and encodes 656 amino acids. The transcript has a single exon.
AUGGGCCGCAUCAAGAAGAAGGGAGAGGCUGGAAACGCCAAAAACUUCAUCAGCCGCAACCAGGCUAUCAAGAAGUUGCAGCUCAGCUUGCCCGACUUUCGAAAGCUCUGCAUCUGGAAGGGCAUCUACCCACGGGAACCGAGAGACAAGAAGAAGGCUGGCAAGUCAUCGACCCCCUCGACCACCUUCUACUACACCAAGGAUAUCCAGUACCUGCUUCAUGAGCCGCUGCUCCAGAAGUUCCGUGACCAGAAGGCUCUCGAGAAGAAGAUCUCACGCGCGCUCGGACGAGGAGAUGUCUCUGACGCCGCUCGUCUCGAGCGCAAUGCGGUCCGCCCAGAGAAGAACGGCAAGCCUCGCUAUACCCUCGACCAUGUCAUACGAGAACGCUAUCCUACUUUCGUUGAUGCAGUGAGAGACCUCGACGACUGCUUGUCAAUGCUGUUCCUUUUCGCCAACCUCCCGUCUACGUCAACCGUACCCGCGAAGAUGAUUGCACGCUGCGAGAAGUUGUGCUUAGAGUUCGAGCACUACCUCAUCGUAUCACACAGCCUGCGAAAGUCAUUCCUGUCGAUCAAAGGUAUAUACUACCAGGCCAACAUUCAAGGCGAGGACGUGCUUUGGUUGGUGCCGUACAAGUUCAAUCAGCGAGUACUGGGAGAUGUCGACUUCCGAAUCAUGGGUACCUUUGUUGAGUUCUACAUGACGCUACUCGGCUUCGUCAACUACAGGCUGUACACGUCGGCCGGUCUGAAGUACCCACCAAAAUUUGACCAGACCAAGGACGAUCAAGGCGGAGAGCUUGGAGCCUUCACGUUGGAAGGAGUCAACAUUACAACAAAUCAGGAGGAGCCGAAGCAACUGACGAAUGGAGAAAGCGAGCACGGUCCAGAUCCCAAGGUGCAGGCUGAGGUCAAUAAAUUGGUGCGAGAAAUGAGGAAUGGCGAGACGAAUGGCGAUGUCAAGAGCACCGAAAACGCGAACGUGGAGAACGAAGAGGAGCCUACAGACGUCAUUGACAAGUUUGAGCCCGCGGUUCCUGGAGGCGACCUCCUCCCGCAGCCUUCCUACAGCGCCAACGAUCCUGCACAACUGUUCUCAAAAUGCACAUUCUACCUUGGGCGCGAGACGCCGCGGCAACCACUUGAGCUUAUUCUGCGUUCUUUUGGCUGCAAGCGUAUAGGCUGGGACUCAGUGUUGGGCGAGGGCGCAUUUACCACGAAUGAGCUCGACCCCGCGAUAACGCACCAGAUCGUCGACAGGCCACUCAUUCAAGCCGCUGUGGAGGCCAAUGGCGACGGAGAGGACAACCAGACCUCCCAGAAGCUUGCUCCUAACCAGAGGGUACCUGGCCGGAUCUAUGUGCAGCCGCAGUGGGUCUGGGACUCAAUCAACGACGAGGAAUUGAAGGACACCAACCUUUAUGCCCCAGGAGCCGAGCUGCCGCCCCAUCUGAGCCCAUUCGUGAAGGCCGUCCAGGGCCAGUACGAUCCUACUCUUGCCCUCGAAGAGCAACAGACUGAGGCGGAGGCUUUGGCGGACAGUGAUGCCGAGGAAAUAGAUGAGGAAGCGACCGGUAUGGACGCCGAUGGCUCAGAUGACGAGGAAGAUACCAAGGACGAUACGUUCGGAGGCUUCUCGGGAGAGGAAGACGCAGACGAGGAGUCUGACGAGGAAGAAUCUGCCGCGGCACAGAGGCAACUAGAACUGGAGGCUGAGCUGACGGGCAAGCCAGUCAAGUCCAAGCAACAAACGCCAAAGGACAAGAAGAAGGCUGAGGCCCGCAAGGCCCUGGAAAAGAAGACCAAGGAGGAGGCUGAGGACCUGGAGAGGGCCAAGGGCAUGCUGAGCAAGAAGAAGAGGAAGCUGUUCGAGCAGAUGCAGUAUACCAACACGAAGAAGAGUGCCGAGGAUGAGAAGCUGCGGUCCAAGAGAAGGAAGAUUGAGAAGCAAAAGGGCAAACGGGCGUAG